AUGAGAAAUACACGCAACAGAGAGGGGGGAGAGGAAGGGGACCCGGAGGAGUGGCAGACGGUGGGGCCGAAGCAGCGGGCGGCAGUGACGAGGACCCAUGCGGUGCAGUCAUCCUGUCUGAGCGAGAUAUUCGGUGGUCAGCUGAGGAGUGAAGUGCGGUUGGCAGGCAGCAAGCCAUCAGCCACGGUGCAGCCCUUCUCGCUGCUACAGCUGGACAUAGCAUCGGAUCGGAUCAGAUCGGUGGAGGAGGCGCUCAAAGCCUUUGCUGCACCAGAGGUGGUGGAAGGGUAUCGACCCAGCAAUGCCAAGGAGAACCACAUGAAGGAGAACCACAUGAAGGAGAACCACAUGAAGGAGAACCACAUGAAGGAGAACCACAUGAAGGAGAACCACAUGAAGGAGAACCACAUGAAGGAGAACCACAUGAAGGAGAACCACAUGAAGGAGAACCACAUGAAGGAGAACCACAUGAAGGAGAACCACAUGAAGGAGAACCACAUGAAGGAGAACCACAUGAAGGAGAACCACAUGAAGGAGAACCACAUGAAGGAGAACCACAUGAAGGAGAACCACAUGAAGGAGAACCACAUGAAGGAGAACCACAUGAAGGAGAACCACAUGAAGGAGAACCACAUGAAGGAGAAUCACAUGAAGGAGUGCUGCUGCUCCUCCUGUAUGCUUUCUCUUCUUACUCUGUCCUGCCCUCCACGCCUUUAUACUCUUCCUACCCCUGUCAAGAUCCACAAGCCUGUCUCCUUCCCUCUCUCCCUCACUCUCUCACGGGACCUCCUCUUUUCCUCCUCUCCCUCCGUCGAGGAACGGCGAUACUCCCUUUUUGCCACUGUGGUGCACCAGGGAAGAGACCCUUCCUCCGGCCAUUACACUGCCGAUGUUCGCCAGCCGGACGGAUCCUGGCUCAGAUUCGACGACGCACGAGUUUUGUCUGUUUCUGCCAAGCGGGUGCUUCAGGAACAGGCGUAUCUGCUGCUGUACCAGAGGGAAGGUGUAAGGCAGUGA
This is a messenger RNA of Closterium sp. NIES-65, 1017 nucleotides long. The record is from the annotation of a GenBank genome assembly. NCBI's taxonomy places the organism in Eukaryota, Viridiplantae, Streptophyta, Zygnematophyceae, Desmidiales, Closteriaceae.